CUAGAGAGAGAAGGAGCUGCUUGCUGUACCAAUGGCAUGAGGAGACCAUGCCUAAACAAGAUACCAAUAGGACAGCGAGAAUAAAAUGAAGAGUGAGAGAGAGCAGGGCGCUUCUCUAGGCAGUGAGGUGAGAAGCAUGUGACCCUCUUCACUCACUUCGCCGAGAAGUCACGCACCAAACGCCACCAAGAAGGCACUUGCCCUCCCCUCCCGUGUCCUCGCACCCUCCUCUUCCGCUUCGCCCCUUCACUUGGCUCGGAGUAUCGGAGAGGGGCGCGCGGCCAUGGCGUCCAGCGCCUCCCGGUUCAUCAAGUGCGUCACGGUCGGCGACGGCGCCGUGGGCAAGACCUGCAUGCUCAUCUGCUACACCAGCAACAAGUUCCCCACUGACUACAUACCUACGGUGUUCGACAAUUUCAGCGCAAACGUAGUUGUUGAUGGCACCACAGUGAAUUUGGGCCUUUGGGAUACUGCGGGGCAGGAAGAUUACAACCGACUGAGGCCUCUAAGCUACCGUGGCGCUGAUGUCUUCGUGCUUGCCUUCUCACUUGUGAGCCGAGCUAGCUAUGAGAAUAUCAUGAAGAAGUGGAUACCGGAGCUUCAGCAUUAUGCACCUGGGGUGCCCAUUGUAUUGGUUGGCACAAAAUUGGAUCUUCGUGAAGACAAGCACUACUUAUUGGACCAUCCUGGGUUGACACCUGUUGCCACAGCACAGGGCGAGGAACUUCGUAGACAAAUUGGUGCUAUGUAUUACGUUGAGUGCAGCUCAAAGACACAGCAGAAUGUCAAAGCUGUGUUUGAUGCUGCCAUCAAAGUUGUAAUCCAACCUCCAACUAAACUCAGAGAAAAGAAGAAAAAGAAAUCACGACGAGGAUGUUCAAUUAUGAACAUCUUCUGUGGAAGAAAAAUGCUAUGCUUCAAAUCCUGAAUGAUUGAAGAGGUCUUUACAUGAAACGAUGGCGUCGGUGUGACCACAAGUUUGCGAAGCUGGAAAUCUGAAUGCGCUUGUUGCACGUGUGUAUAUUUGCACCUUUGGUUAUUAAUCGCUAGGGGGUAGAUGAUUGAAACUAGUCUGCUUAUGCGUUGCGCACUGCUCGUGUGGUUAGCUCUCUGAGUUAGGCAGUUCGACGGAGACCAAAGAGAAACGAGGAGAUUUUGUUUGUCAUGGCAAAGUCACAGCUUUUGAGAAUCUGAAGAACUCUUAUCGUAUUUUCAGUUAGCCUAUUCCGUGAUUCCAUGAUAGAAUCUAUAGCAAGAUUGAGUGGAUUAGUUUAAGUUGUUAAUUUUCGCUUGAGCAUACAAUGUUUCGGUCUUGGUGAAAGUUUACAGCGAGACGUUCAAGCUGAUUAUUCGAAGUUGUAUUGUAGUUACUCUA
Molecule: messenger RNA, 1375 nt
Organism: Phragmites australis (common reed)
Lineage: Eukaryota; Viridiplantae; Streptophyta; Magnoliopsida; Poales; Poaceae
Product: rac-like GTP-binding protein 3
Exons: 8
Coding region: 284-928 (214 amino acids)
Biological process (GO): regulation of cell shape; small GTPase-mediated signal transduction; regulation of actin cytoskeleton organization
Cellular component (GO): cell projection; plasma membrane; cell cortex
Molecular function (GO): GTP binding; protein kinase binding; GTPase activity
Source: RefSeq, a predicted model, not a curated record